Messenger RNA from Penicillium maclennaniae, 714 nucleotides. RefSeq names its product NADPH2:quinone reductase. Bases 1 to 714 code for a protein of 237 amino acids. Lineage: Eukaryota; Fungi; Ascomycota; Eurotiomycetes; Eurotiales; Aspergillaceae. Gene Ontology annotation, cellular component: mitochondrion. Gene Ontology annotation, molecular function: oxidoreductase activity. The record is from RefSeq and is a predicted model, not a curated record. The transcript has a single exon.
AUGAAAACAAUCGAAAUACGUUUAUUUGUUUUCGACCCGCUAGAACUGACUAUCACAGAUCUUCAAAAAAUUUGUCCCGACGAGGAGAGAUAUCUGGUGAAGAUCUUCGCGUGGGGAGUUAAUUUCUUUGAUAUGCUUCAAGUCUGUGGCAAGUACCAGGAACAGCGGCCAUUUCCGUGGAUAGCUGGCAUGGAAUUCGCGGGGAUAAUUGUUGAUAUCUCUAAAAGUGAUGUAAAAACAUCAGACGUUACAACUUCAGCAAGCUCGAAGACUUUCAAUGUGGGGGAUCGAGUGUUUGGCUCCUGUCGUGGUGCCUAUGCUUCACACAUCCUUGUUCCAUCCGGAUGUAUCAUCCACAUUCCCUCCGGUUGGAGUUUCAAAGACGCAGCAGGACUACACGUCUCAGUACCCACUGCCUACGCAGGCCUGGUUACGAGAGGCAAGAUACAAUCCGGGGAGUGGGCUUUAACCCACGCAGGUGCUGGCGCUGCGGGCUUAUCUGCAAUACAAAUUGCGAAAGCCCUUGGGGCAACGGUGAUUGCAACGGCUGGAAGCCCUCGUAAAUGCAAAAUCUGUCAGGGUUAUAGAGCAGACUACGUGAUAAAGUACCGGGAGAAGGAUUGGACGAAGCAGAUCAUUGGCCUGUGCGAGCAGCAUCGCGAGGGUAACGGACGCAAAGGGGUGGAUGUCGUUCUCGACCCGGUGGUAAGAUAA